AUGGAACGGUGUGAAGGUGAGUCCGUCGUUGUGCGAGGGACCAAGGACUCACAACAAGAGUCGCCUUUGGGGUCAUCCCAGUCACCUAUCUUAUUGGUCAUGCUGCGUGGGCCAAUCAUCUCAGAACACCGCGAAAUUGAUGAUGAGUCGGCACUUGCGGGAAGUCCCAGCACUCCUGUCUUAUCCCGGAGCCAAUGCAUGAAGCAUGGGCUAGCUGGGUUAACUACCUCUGCAGGCGCAGGCUUGCAUGAAGGUUGUGCCGAGCAGCGCCAACAGAAGCCCGCCCUGAACUGUUAG
Messenger RNA from Blastomyces dermatitidis ER-3, 297 nucleotides. RefSeq lists its product as uncharacterized. The record is from RefSeq and is a predicted model, not a curated record. The coding region runs from base 1 to 297 and encodes 98 amino acids. The transcript has 2 exons. Lineage: Eukaryota; Fungi; Ascomycota; Eurotiomycetes; Onygenales; Ajellomycetaceae.